Molecule: messenger RNA, 1272 nt
Organism: Aspergillus clavatus NRRL 1
Lineage: Eukaryota; Fungi; Ascomycota; Eurotiomycetes; Eurotiales; Aspergillaceae
Exons: 1
Coding region: 1-1272 (423 amino acids)
Source: RefSeq, a predicted model, not a curated record
AUGAACCUGAACCCCAUGAGUCAACUUCCUCCAGCUCCGCUCAUAUGUAACACCCCUGACGUGACGCGCGACUGGCUCCAGGCGAAAGCCGAGGAGGACCGACGAUGGCAGGAAGAGGAGAAAACACGCCAGGAGACUCUCCGCCUGGAGCAGCGGAAGAUUGAACAGACCAUGCUCCGUGAUUCACUACAAUCUGGCGUGCCGCCCCAUAUGAUCCCGCUCAUCUUCGCAGGGAUCAGUGCUGGUAGUCUGCCUCAGUCCGCGGUUGAACUGGUACAGCAGUAUGCGGCCCAGAAUACCGACACACGCACAUCGGCGCCUCCCCCUGCAGCUUCGCAGCUGCCGCCGCCACUGUCUCUCGGCCAAAGACAUCCGCCUCUUGCUAUGCCCACCGAUGUUUUGCGGGACUCGCGAGCUCUCCCACCAAGCCCGUACACAGCUCCAUCAGCACACCAACAGCCGAUCCCAGGUCCUGUACUCUCCCAGCCGCCCAAUGCUCAUCGACUCUCUCCCACCCACCAGUCUUUUGCGCGGCUCCCACCCGCAAAUGGCCCUGCAGAUGCCCGGGCUCCAUCUUUGUCUCGUAUCAACAACGCUGAGACACAAUUGCCACAUCCUCCCGUCACCCGGAACAACACACAAUACGGCCCUGGCCCAUCUUUACCCCCAUCCCAACCUGCCGCUAUCAAACCAGAACAUCCCCAUCCGCCACGGCAAUCCCCUCCAUCUCUGUAUUUCCACCAUUGGGUGCCUCCCGGUCACUCCCAGCCUGGUACACCGUCCACAAGGACUCACCAUGAGUCUCCAGUGACAUCCCAAUCCCAGUCACAGCGACGAUCUGAGUACCAGAGCUCUCCAGGUCGCAAAAGGAAGUCCCAGAUUUCCCACCAGGCACCACCCCCUCCUUCCUCCCGGCCUUCAGAUGCUCACUCGACAUUACACCUGUCCCGUCCAGGUUCUCCGGUGACCGGCAAUGGGGCUAAUAGCCGCCCGACACAUCAUCGCCAACGCAGUGACGCAUCGAUUGCAUAUGACUCACGGAUGAGGGACCGCCAGGAUCCGGAUCAACGAAUCGUUCCACCGAGCCUGGCCCACCGCGCGUCUAGCUCGAUGUCUUCAGGCGACCUGAGCCCAGAAAAGAGCCUAUAUCGAGGAGAUAUCCCCCCCGGCAACACAGGCUUGCCCACAUAUCAAUCUCACGUUGACCGGAUCAUCAAUUCGACCAAGGUCGAGGUUGACGUUGAUAGAUCGCCGCGACAUCAGGGCCGAUGA